UUUAGGAUGCCAUCUAAACACGAAAAAAAUCGUAAGAGAGAUUUAGAUACUGAUACCUCCAUUGAAGAAGACAGAGAAGAAAGUCGUCGACAUCGUCGUUCAAGAUCGCGUUCACCCAAAAAGUCGAAGAGACGUAAGGAAGACGAUUCCUCUCCGUCAAAAAAUGAAGAGUCAAUGUCAAUUGAAGAAACAAACAAAUUGAGGGCUAAACUUGGACUAGCACCUUUGGAUUUGGAUGAUAAAACAAACACGGAACCCGUGGAGAAGGAGGAUGGAAGUGGGGAAAAGGUAUUUACCGAAGACGGCGUAGAAAUAGUGCACAAACCCUCACGAAAUUGGUCAGAAGAAAAACGUCAAAAAGAGCUCAAAGAAAAAUUGGAAAACAAAAAGCGUCAAAGGGAUUUACAUUCAAAAGUGUUAAAAUCAAAGAAUUUGGCUGAGGAAGAAGACGAAGAAAUUGAAAACACAAAAAAAUGGAUUGAAAGAUCGAGAAGGAUUGAGGAAGAAAUGAAAAAAGCUAAAGAAAAGGAAAAAGAAUUGGAAGAGAUGGAUGAGUCUUUUGGAAUUGGGGCUUUGCUUAAAGAGGAACAAUUGAAAAAACUGAAGAAAAAAAGAGGAGGAAAUGUGGAGACGGAACCCUCUUCUGGUGGAUUAAUUGUUGGGCAUUCUGUUCAAGACUUUCAAGAAGGAAGAGAAACAAUUUUAGUUUUGCAGGACAAAAGUUUACUUCUCGACGGGGAAGACGCCGACGAAGAAAUUUUAAUAAAUCCAAAUAUGGUAGAAAAUGAAAGGACAAAAUUAAAUGUUGAGAGAAGAAAGAAAAAAGCAACACAUUACCAAGCUUAUGAAGAAGAACAAAUUGAUGAAUUUGGACAAAUUAAAAGGAAAGAAAUUUUGGAUAAAUAUAAUGAGGGAAUGGAUGGGGAAAAUAAAAAGAAGGAAACUUUUCGAUUAGGUUUGUUUGAAUAAUUUUUUGGUUAGGGGACUAUAAGAAUGAGGGGGCUCUAUGACAUUGAAUUUUUUGAGCGUGAUUUUUGGUUUAGGGGACUUAAAGGGUUAGAGGGGGUUCUACGUCAUGCUUUUUUGCUUUCAAAAGCUGCUUAACUGAAGCCCAGAAACCCUAUUUAUUUUUAGAAUCGCCACAAACAGGAAUAUUGAAUCUUUUUUAGGGUUAUCAGGGUCGGGGACGGCUUUGCGUGGUUUUUCUUUAAAAUGUCUCUUGUUUUAUAAGACUAUAAGGGUUAGGGGGGUUCUACGCCAUACUUUCUUGAUUUCGAGACUGAUUGAUUUAACUCCGG
Meloidogyne enterolobii is the source of this 1298-nucleotide messenger RNA. The record is from the annotation of a GenBank genome assembly. NCBI's taxonomy places the organism in Eukaryota, Metazoa, Nematoda, Chromadorea, Rhabditida, Meloidogynidae.